ACUCUAUCUUAAGUUCAACACACUGCGACUACUUGACUUGACCACUGAACCGUAGAUUUUUGCUCUGGGCUGAAAAUACCACACAUCACACGGUCACUGACAACCGAAAUUUGAUUCUACAUCACUUCAUUACAAGUCCAUCAACAAAUCAUCUCUGGAGCUAAAAGAUUGUCGCCCCUUGAAGUUGACAGAAGUUAAAAAGUUGUGCAUCACACUUUUCCAGCUACAGAUCUGUAUGGAUCCAGUGAUGUGAUUUCUUGACUUCAAACAGUGAAGAGUUCCAUCAUGGAGUGUGUUCCCAUAGGAAACGAAUCAGGAUUAGCUCCCCCUGUCAACUUUACUGAGGCACAGAAACGAGUCCUCAAGGAUAUUAGUAAUGUUUUCUACAAUUACGGACUCCCUGUAGUCUGCUUAUUUGGAAUUGUGGGAAAUAUUCUAAACUUGACAAUUCUCACACGUCGGAAACUACAAAAGUCUUAUCGGACGGUCGAGCAAGCUGCCUAUGUGUGUCUCAUUGGCUUGGCCUUGUCGGAUUUAAUGUUUUGCGUGUUCGCCUUUCCUACGACAUUCUUACCAACAGGGGAAUAUUACAAAACGAAAGGCUUCAUUUUAUAUUAUGGGAUGUAUUCCACAGCGGUCAUCAAUGUAUUUAUUAUGUCGAGCACCUGGCUGACAGUAACCAUGGCAACGGAAAGGUAUAUUGCAAUUUGCCAUCCGCUCAAUAGCAAACUUUUCAUGACUUUGAGUAAAACGAAGUUAAUUAUAGUACUCGUAUAUCUAGUGUCUGUCGCGUUUAAUAUUCCAGUGUUAUGGCGGUAUCAGAUUCAUGAAGUUUUGUGCGAAAAUAUGACCUCAAAAGUGUACCAUCUAAAACAAGUACCACUGUGUAACAGCAACAUGCUCGACGAUGGCUACCGUGUUCUUUGGGCGAUUGUCGGUAAUUUCAUUCCCCUCAUUCUUCUAAUAGGUUUCAAUAUCUGCAUCUGCUACAAAAUUCAUAAAUCGUACAAACUACGGCAAAAAUUUCACUGCGAACAAGACCCAAAGGAUUCGAACAAUACACUGACAAUAACGCUUAUUGUCAUCGUGGUCAUGUUUUUUAUACUGGUGGCGCCCUCUGAAAUUGUUUUGCACAUUGCCCAGAUCACCAAAAGUGACAGCGAUGCUACAUACAAAGCAAUCGAAGUGGUCAUGAACUUUAUGCAGUCUGUGAACUUCUCGGUGAACUUUGUCCUAUAUUGUAUCAUCAGCCCGUACUUCCGUAAGACACUCCGACACAUUCUCUGUUGUGAUUGGUACAACAAUCGCAGAGACUCUUAUAAAUUCAAUAUGACAGACUGUAGCAAGCAACCACUCAAAGGACCAUGAUUUGGGGCGAAAAUUCUAAUUUUUGUUGGCCCUUGUAUAAAGCUUGUCAAAAGAGAUGGCACCAUUUGGAUGAAUCAAUACAGACAACAAAGUCAGGAUUAGCGGCUAAUUUACAUAUCGUAUAUAAACCAAUACAUGAAAAUCACACCAUCAAUAAGAUGCAAUAGCUUUCAUUUAUCCACGAGAGGCGUUUGUCAAUGUACCUGUCAAUAUCUAGGUUUGCCAAUCAUGCUGGCUAAGUAGACCGACAGUUGUCUGCCUAUCCACAGCACUGUCAGCCCUCUACUUAAUAAUAGCUGUGUAUUUCAAGAUCAUUUAUUUUUACUUUGAAAGAAAAAUUUUCAAGUUGACUAAAAUUUUUCUUUUCCUGUUCUGAAAUUAAUUUUUAAGUCCCAAAUACAUAAUUUUCUUUUUAAUUAAUCUUAACACUUUUCAAAAUGUCAGUGAUGAAAAAUUUAUGUCGAACUGUUUUCUAGCUAAUCAUGCUUUGGGCAAUGUAUCAAAACCACAAACAACUGAAGGUUUGGGGUGCAAGUACAUACCCUCAACGAAAACAACCUUAGCAGAUUGACUAAUUUAAACAACUGAAGGCUUGGGGUGCAAGUGCAUACCCUCAAUGAAAACAACCUCAACAUUUUGACUAAUUUAAUUUUUAUUAAAGUGACACUGUUAAGAAAUUACAAGGCUGCAAAUGUGACAAUAAUUUUCUGGUUUUGUACAGAGUCAAACUUUAUUAUCUCGAACAGUUAACUCGAAGACUUUGCAUAAGUCUAAGUAAAAAUUCAAUUCAAGGGGUCAGUCAGGGCCAACAUGUGCAUACCAUCAAGCUGUUACCCCAUGGUGAUAAUGGUAUAUAUAACCAAGUUAGAAUGAAUUCCAAUAGAAAUGAAACAAAUGAUAGUAAAAAAUGUUUUCCCUAUAUAUAAACCAUAGUAAAGUUUUAACCCCCACACCAGGGGGUUAUGAAAUUCACAAUUUUGGUAAAGGACUUUAGGGAAUUUCUUUUUGUGAAAAGCAUUUGAUUCUACCAUAUCUAGGAGUUGAGAAAUAAAUUUUUUGAAAUUUUAGUCAAUUUGACCCUUUUUGGCCCUGCCCCUUAAGCCCCUGUGGGUUGGGGACUCUAUCAUUCACAAUUUUGGUUGAUCUUUGACCAUGGAAACUGCAAAGUUUCAUUGAAAUUGGUUCAGGGGUUUCUGAGAAGAAGUCAAAAAUGUUUAUUGUUUACAAACGCACGAGGCACAACGCACCAUGCACGACGAUGGCAAAAAGGCAAUUAGAAAAGGUCAUUUGUGAUUUCGUCCAAGGUGACCUGAAAAUUCUUCACAAUAUUCCUAUUUUUUUUUUUAUGACCCCACUGAUUUCUAGAUAACAAAGUUUGACUGUAUCUGCCUUUCAUGACAAUUUCGACUGAUGAUUUGAGCAUUCCAACUUGUCCAAGGGUCAAUAUAGUUUGUGAAAUAUGUUACUUCAUAAUCAUUGUGGGAAACCCAUAUUCGAUUGUACAGUCGCUAAUCAAAGAGACUAACAUGGGUUGCCUACAAUGUACUCUAUUUGUCGCUUAACUGUAGGAUGCACAAAUAUCAAACGUAAUAUUCAUCAUUUUAGUAUAGUAUAUAGCAAAACUGUAAUUCUUCAUCACAUAACAAGAAAUGCAUGGAAAUUCUAUUUUUAGUAACAGUGACCUUAUUAGCUUUUGACUGUAUGAUCAAGAAUUCAGCAGUAGUUAAUGUACAUAAGAAACUAUCAUUGUAUAAAAUGAUCACCAGAUAUAAAUAUGGCCAAUAUUUAUUAUAUACUAUAACUUUGUGUAUUGUCAUCGGAUAUUUUUCAUUGUACAUAAAGAAAUUAUA
This is a messenger RNA of Pecten maximus, 3218 nucleotides long. RefSeq names its product FMRFamide receptor-like. Gene Ontology annotation, cellular component: membrane. Gene Ontology annotation, biological process: G protein-coupled receptor signaling pathway. The record is from RefSeq and is a predicted model, not a curated record. The transcript has 2 exons. The coding region runs from base 286 to 1368 and encodes 360 amino acids. Gene Ontology annotation, molecular function: G protein-coupled receptor activity. NCBI's taxonomy places the organism in Eukaryota, Metazoa, Mollusca, Bivalvia, Pectinida, Pectinidae.